AUGGGUGAUAAAACGCCACUCGGACGACGCUCAAUGGUCGGCGCUCCACCGUCCAUUAGGCCUGCAAGAACUCCAAAGCCGACGUCAGCUCUUCGACAAGCCACUCUGAAAAAGAAAGGAAGCAAGGAUGUCGACGAAAAACAAUCAGAAGAAUACUCAGAAGAGAACUCCGAGCGAGAGACGGCUGAAAGCGGACAUGAAGAAAUCGACCAAGAACCAAAGGAUAAAAAGAGAAAGAAGAAGUUGACCGAGUACACGAUCAAGCGAAAGGCUCGCGAUGCGGCGAAAGCUGAAGCUGUCAAUUUGCGAAAGAAGCAGAUCGAAGAGGGAGUCAUCGACGAAGAGGGGAAAAGAAGCAAGCGCAAGUCAGAAAGAAAUUUUCAGGAACCUGAGCCAACGCCUGAGCCAGAACCCGAAGAGGAAGAGGACUCUGGAGCAAAGCCACCAAAAAUACGAGGAUAUUCUCCGUUUCAACUCCUUGCCGAUCAUUUGCUACGAAAAUUGAUGGGCAAAGAUCCCGAGGAAUAUUUCGCCUUUCCCGUCACUCCUUCGAUGGCGCCCGAUUAUCAUGAGGUUAUCACGAACCCAAUGGAUUUCUCGGCUAUGCGACAGAAAAUCGAGGAUGAUAAGUAUGAAGAGAUUCCACAAAUGCGCGGUGAUGCCGAAUUGAUUGUAUCGAAUGCGCUUGCCUACAAUCAUCCAAAUACCGUCUAUCAUCUUGCCGCCACUCGUCUCGCUCACAUUGUCCGAUUCUACUUUUCCGACCAACAUUUACGAUAUCUCUUCCAUAUGAUGCCAAGAGCUCGUGAGAUUCCAUUCGAGAAAAUCGGUCUCUCUCCACUCGCACCACUUCCAAAACGCUUCGAGAAUAAACGACGUGAAGCUUUGCACGAUCCAUAUGGCGGCAAAGAGUUGCUCGAGAAAAUUCCGACGGCACAAUCGACGCGACUUACAACGAGGGUUCCAUUGCUGAAAAACUCCCAUUUGGCUUUCAUCGACAACAAAGAUGGGGCGACUGUGUUGAAUAUUCUGACAGCAAUGGGACCAUCGGAUAAAAAGGAAGCCCGAUUGAUUGAUAUCGUUGGCCCACUCGAAGAAGGAACUCCUGGAAUGUUCACACCGAUUGAGACUCGACCAAAUCAAACACCGAUUACCUAUUUGGAUUAUGGACCGUACUCAUCAUUUGCUCCGCAAUUUGACAGUACAUGGGCGUCGAUGGAUAAGGAAGAGUCCGAUCUAUUCCUACGAACUUACGGUGAUCGAGAGAAUGUCGCCGAUGCGCUUUCGUUAAGGAGUAUGGUGACGAAUACCAACGAUCACAUGUUAAAGGUAGUUGACGAGUUUCUGGACGGGCUCACCGAUGGAGAGCACUCGAGAACGAUUCGACAACUUGAAAAGACAAAUGGGAAAGUGGUGAUCAAGAAAGAGGAGCCUGAUUUGAACACGCUGCUCCACGAAGUGGAAACGAUUGGAAAUCUGGGACUUGACACAUCGGUUAUUGGUGAGAUUCAGGCUCGUCUGAAAGCAGAACACGAAUUGUCGAUACAGCAACAGCUCGACAGACAAGGACAAGCGCUUGUUGAUUUGACGGAGAUGCAAAGAAGACGACUCUCUCAACAACCGCCGCUCACUUUAACAAAAGUCUCCGGGCCUAGCCAUGUCGAGAUACAACUGACGAAUAAGGUGACAACCCAACUCGUCAACACAAUUCACUCAUUCGCCCCACCGACGGAGCUCGUUUCGGCGCCCGUCCUUCACAACGCAAUGGGAAUCGAUGAUGAUGAUGAAAUUAUGUCCGAAUUCUUUCAA
Mesorhabditis belari is the source of this 1809-nucleotide messenger RNA. NCBI's taxonomy places the organism in Eukaryota, Metazoa, Nematoda, Chromadorea, Rhabditida, Rhabditidae. The record is from the annotation of a GenBank genome assembly.